Terrapene triunguis (Three-toed box turtle) is the source of this 2971-nucleotide messenger RNA. Its product is annotated as thrombospondin type-1 domain-containing protein 1. The record is from RefSeq and is a predicted model, not a curated record. The transcript has 5 exons. NCBI's taxonomy places the organism in Eukaryota, Metazoa, Chordata, Testudines, Emydidae. Bases 395 to 2971 code for a protein of 858 amino acids. Gene Ontology annotation, cellular component: cell periphery; cell surface.
CCCUGUAAAAACUGGCCAGUUUCCUGAUGAGUUGCUAGGGGGCACUAUUGUGUGGAUGAAAGAGCUGCUGCAGAGGAGAGGCCUAAUCAUGAGUCUUGAGAGGAGCCAGUCCAGACUUGACUCUAUUCACUUGCCUGUCUCCGGAACCCCUCACAUCCUCCAAGCCUGUCUGCCCAACGUGCCACUCCUCUGCCCGCUUCUUGGUCCCACCCUGCUCCUGAGGCCAAGAAGUUGCUGAGGACAGGGAGGCACUGGCAUAGUGUCAGCAUCACAUCUGAGCAGAGAAGCAGGAGGGAAGUGGCUGAUAGCUCAGGUGUUCUUGAAAAAAGUGCGUGUGCUUUGGGGGUGGAAAAGGACAUGAGGAAUAAAAGGACCUGGGAGCCCACUGAUCAGAAUGAAACAGAUGUUGAAAGAUUUUUCAAAUCUAUUGUUAGUUGUGCUCUGUGAUUAUGUUCUUGGUGAAGUGGAAUAUCUCCUCUUGGAGCGACCAGGUCAUGUAGCCUUAAGUAACGACACGGUGUCUGUUGAUUUUCAGUACUUUGUCAGUGGUAAUGUGACAGCAAAGAAUGUAUCCAUCCUACUGCUGGAUGCCAGCACCAACCAGACCAUUGCAAAAAAACAGCUUCCACCAAGCCAGUCACGGGGGAUAGUAGGGUUUGAAUGUUUCUCUUUCAAGACUGCUGGGGACUAUUGGUUCAGAAUGAUCUCUGAGAUUGAUAAUGGCACUGAAAUUCACUGGAGGGGUGGGAGCACCCUCCUAAGUGUGGAAUGGCCUGUAUUUCACAUUGACUUGAACAGGACCUCUGAGGUGCUCAGGAGUUCCCUUCAGGUUGGACUUUUCACUAAUAAACAAUUGUGUGCUAUGAAUGAGACAGUGGUUUCAUUGGACGUGAUAUUCACCAACAGCCUGUAUGAACUAGGAAGAUUAAGCUCUAAUGAGGCAUUGGGAAUGCGAAUUAGCAAAGGAAUCUUUCUCGCUAGAUCCCAGUGGGUGGAGUUUGACUGCCCACCUAUUGACCAAGAAGUGUAUGUCACGGUGUUACUGAAAUCAUUAGAGACCAACUCAGUCAUCGCCUCAACAGGGCCCAUAGACCUCAUCCACAAAUUUGGAUACAAACUAGUGGUGGCACCAGAAGUGAUGUGCAAGUCGUCCAUUCUGGUGUUUAUUGUCUCCCCUCCAUGCAUUGCCAUCAAUGGGAAGGUUGCUGUGUACAAGGAAGUUCUCAGACGUCCUGGUGAAAGAACGACAUGGCUAGAUGAAAACUUCCUACGCCCAGGGAGCAACAGAACAGAAUUUAACUGCACUUUGUUUGACGUGGGGAAAAAUAAAUAUUGCUUUGAAUUUUUUGACAUUUCAAGCCAAAGCCAAUCGCCCCCAAGAGUUAAGGAAUGUAUGGUGAUCCGAAGGAAUAUAGAAACAUGGAGCCUGUGGCAGCCCUGGAGUCCUUGCAGCGUGACCUGUGGGGAUGGAGUCCGUGAGCGACACAGAGAAUGUCUCACAUCGCUGCCAGCAAAACCAGGCUGUGUUGGGACACCAAAAGAGACUUCGCUGUGCUCUCUAGAGGAAUGUUCUAUUAUAAAGCCUACCACCCCUCCUUCUGUACAGCACCAAGAGGAUCAGAAAGCUAAUAAUAUAGUCACCAUCACUGGCAUCUCCUUGUGCUUGUUCAUAAUCCUAGCCACUGUUCUCAUCACCCUGUGGAGGAAGCUCUGCAGAGCUCAGAAGUGCAGCACCUCUGUGCGCUGUAACUCUGUCCAUUCGCCCAGUGUCCACAAGAACUCCGACGAAGAGAACAUCUGUCAAGCUGGCACGCAGCGGGAGAGCUUUUCCGCGGGCAGCGAAGCGCCUCGAGUGCAAGCCGGAGAGCCUGUUAACAUACCUUUGACCUGUAGGAGGAGCCUUCAGUUUGCUCAAGAAGAGGACACCUCUGUCAGUGACAAUUUUCAGUCAAAUGCUCAAAAAAUAAUCCCUCCAAUUUUCAGCUAUCGCCUUGCACAGCAGCAGCUGAAAGAGAUGAAGAAGAAAGGCCUGACUGAAACCACAAAGGUGUAUCACGUAUCUCAGACGCCUCUGACUGACACUGUUAUUGAUGCCACGGCUGUGCUUCCCCUGGGCACAGAAAACCAAGAGGAGGCUGCUGCACACAAAUUCAGGAUCAAAUCUCCAUUUCUGGAUCAGCCAGUCAGUCAUCUCAAAUUCCCUAGGGAAAAAUCUAAUUCUAGGGUGGACUCUGUACUGUCACAGGCCAAUCCUGUAACAAGCCCUAGUCAGACCCUCAUUAGACGAGCUCACCUGAAAUACCAAGAUAACAAAGGGGAGCCGUUAGAGAAAGGCUGUCACAGAAACCCACAGUUCAGAAGAACAGCCAGUUUCCAUGAAACUAAAAAGGUCAGGCCCUAUAGGGAACGGAGCAUGUCCACUCUUACCUCACGGCAGAUUCCUCUUUAUAGUGCCAGGACCAGAACGUGGGGUCAGGCACUGGAAGACAAGUCCCGGCCGACAUGUAAAGAUGCUGAUCCAAGUUCCGAAAAGUUUGACCAGUCUCAUUGCACUCUGUUAGCUGGUGAGCCACUGAGCUAUGGCACAAAAUACCGCCACAAAGGGGGCCCUCCAGUGGGGAGGCCGGAUCUGAUCAGUGACCGUCAGCCUGCAGGCCAAGUAGCAGGAGCUGACAAACCAGAGCCAAAUAGAAACAGGAGGGGCUCUUCACCAAACCAUCGAGGGGUUUUGAGGAAAGAACCCAUCUCAACUCUGAAAGAUAAUUACCGGCGAGGCAGUGCUCUAAGCCCUGUCCAGUACAGAAAGGACAAAUGCCAGAGCUUCCCCACAGACCCUGAAUUUGCCUUUUAUGAUAAUAAUUCUUUUGGCUUAACAGAAUCGGAGCAAUGGAUGAUUGACCUGCCUGGAUAUUUUGGUUCAAAUGAAGAAGAUGAAACAAGUACUUUAAGUAUUGAGAAACUGGUGAUCUGA